This is a messenger RNA of Aureobasidium melanogenum CBS 110374, 777 nucleotides long. RefSeq lists its product as uncharacterized. Bases 1 to 777 code for a protein of 258 amino acids. The transcript has a single exon. Lineage: Eukaryota; Fungi; Ascomycota; Dothideomycetes; Dothideales; Saccotheciaceae. The record is from RefSeq and is a predicted model, not a curated record.
AUGUCUCAGGGGUUUACACCCGUGAAUAGAAGCAACGCUUCUCAGGUCGAAGACGCCCCGAGAGCCAGGCGCAGGUCACCAAAGCCGACGGAUCUUGCGCGAAUGCAAGAAAAGGUCAAGGCUCUCAAAGAGAGCCUUGCUCGUGAUGGCGACCUUGCGAUGCCGCAAGGUAUCACAACUCAAAACACCGUCAUCGCCAACAUCCUCGAGAACGGCGUACCCGAGGCUCAAUCACACGAGAAGAGGAUUUGGACUGCCGAUGAGAAAAAUUUCGUCUGGCAUGCUCUUGGUUGGGACCACGGUGUUAUUGCGGCCUACUUGGGCCGUACGGAGCUGGCAUGUCGUCUAAGGCGACACCGCGUGGUCAAGGAAAGAAGGAGCCGUAGGCAACGGGGCACUAGGGCCACGCAGAACGCUGCUCUGCAACUUCCAGCACCCGCCGCUGGUCCUUCUCGCUCAAUUGCUGCUUCUGACGCAAGUCAGGAGUUUGAACAGCUUGUUCAGAUGAGCAGGGAAGAGCUGCCCCGCUGGAGAAACUGGUCUCCUCUUCCUCCGAUUGGCUCGCCGUGUAAACCAGAGCAUGCCGAAAGGCAGAGUGUCAAACCGGCACCAAUGGAGCCUCCAGCGAGAACGACCUUCGACAUGCAAGCAGCUGCUACCAGAGGGUCAGCACCGGCAAACUAUGUCACCAGGGCACCCGGUUUGGACAUAUUGGCCGAAGCUGCCGCCCAGCUCGCCCGGGCCGACAAUAUUGACUCAGAGCACGAUAUUGAUUGA